GGGACCGCGCGGUGCUCCCUGGCACCCACUACCUGCUGUGGCCGUGCUGGCAUCGGGCAGCACCAGCAUCGAGCCCUCGCAGGUCCCUCUCGUGCUGGGUGGGCAGCCCUCCACCAAAGAAGCGAUGGAGAUGGUGGAUGCCGAGCGCCCGCCAGCCAAGCAGAACUGGUAUGAGUGCUACGUGCUGCCCUGCUUGGCUGAGCUGCUGGGCAGUGCAGCCUUCGUCUUCAUCGGCUGCCUGUCAGUUGUGGAGGACUCAAUAGGAACCGGGCUGUUGCAGCCGGCACUGGUGCAUGGGCUGUCCAUCGUGCCCAUCGUUGUCAGCUUGGGGAACAUCAGCGGAGCUCAUAUCAACCCAGUCGUGUCCCUGGGCAUAUGGUUGGUCGGCGGGAUGAAACUCAUCAUGCUCAUCCCCUACUGCAUUGCUCAGCUCUGUGGAGGGAUCUUAGGGGCUGCCCUGACAAAGGCCGUGGCAAGCAGUUUGAACUUCGACAGCAGAGUCGGAGGGGCCUUCGGCAUCAUCAGGACAAAUGCACAGAUCGGCCCAGCGCUGGGCAAUGAGAUCAUCCUGACCACCUUCCUGUUGCUCGUGGUCUGCAUGACUGCAGUCAAUGGGGAAACCAAGAGCCCUCUGGCACCUGUCUGCAUCGCCCUGACAGUCGUCAUCAACAUCAUAGUGGGGGGUUCUAUAUCCGGACCCUGUAUGAACCCUGCCCGAGCCUUUGGGCCAGCUGUGAUAGCCAACUACUGGCUCUACCACUGGGUGUACUGGGUCGGGCCUCUGAUCGGCUGCCUGAUCUCCAGCUUACUGAUAAGGUUUGUGAUUGGUGACCGAAAAAUCCGCCUGUUCCUGAAGUGAGGCCGCACAACACAACCCCGGCACCUCCUGCUGCAGGAACACACUGCUGGGACGCACGGGGAUGGCACUGCCAUGUCCCAGCCAUGCACCACAUCUGCCCUGUAGGGCUAUGCCUGGCAUUUGCGGCACUGCACGGCUCUGUGCCAUGGGUGCAGCACAUGGCUGAGGCUGGCAGCUCUGUACCACUGCUGCUGGACUGCUCCUGGGCCCCUCUGCUCCCCUGGGGGCUGUGAGAGCUUUUGGUCACUGAGCACAGCAGCCACUGUAACCACUAUACAGUGACACAAAGCUGAGUAAAGCAACACAUGGCAUAGCUCCCCAGUGCUGGCACCAAUUAAUUCCUGUAUUGUUUAUGACUAUUAUUUAAGGAGUGUGCAAGUGCUGGGAGCUUCCUGGCUCCAAACAUGCUGGGGGCACCACAACUCUCUGCCCACUCCUGCAGUA
This is a messenger RNA of Gallus gallus (chicken), 1303 nucleotides long. It is a transcript of the gene AQP8, whose product is annotated as aquaporin 8. Bases 125 to 859 code for a protein of 244 amino acids. Gene Ontology annotation, biological process: transmembrane transport. The transcript has 6 exons. The record is from RefSeq and is a predicted model, not a curated record. Gene Ontology annotation, molecular function: water channel activity. Gene Ontology annotation, cellular component: plasma membrane. NCBI's taxonomy places the organism in Eukaryota, Metazoa, Chordata, Aves, Galliformes, Phasianidae.